AACUGAAACCAUGGUCACGUGACUCCAGCAGCCCUACGCGGUGUGUUUAGUGUAGUGUACACACACACACACACACACCCUGAGCCCGAGUGUGAGGAGAGAGACUGCGCGAGAGCGGGACGGAGCUGGACUGAGUGUGAGAUGUAUUAUUACAGAUACGAGAAUGCGGAGGUCAGCUGCUGUUACAAAUACCUCAUGUUCAGCUACAACAUCAUCUUCUGGCUGGCCGGAGCAGCAUUUAUUGCGAUUGGAUUCUGGGCCUGGAGUGAGAAGGGUGUGCUGUUGGACUUGACCCAGGUGACCCGUCUCCAUGGGUUUGACCCGGUCUGGUUGGUUCUGCUGGUCGGCACGGUGACGUUCAUCCUGGGGUUUGCCGGCUGUGUGGGAGCGCUGAGAGAGAACAUCUGCCUGCUGCGCUUCUUUUCAGGUGUGAUCGGUUUUAUCUUCUUCCUGGAGCUGACGGCGGCCGUGUUGGCGCUGGUGUUUCAGGAUCCUCUGAGGAAGUGGAUCAGCGACUUCUUCGUUGUGAAUGUGAAAGGCUACCGAGAUGACAUCGACCUCCAGAACCUCAUCGAUUCACUGCAGAGAGUGAACCACUGCUGUGGAGCCACCGAUCCAAAUGACUGGGACCAGAACGUUUAUUUUAACUGCUCAAAGACCAACCCGAGCAGAGAGAGAUGUGGAGUCCCUUUCUCCUGCUGCGUCAGUGACCCGGCGGACACAGUAGUGAACACGCAGUGUGGUUAUGACAUCAGGGAAUCUGUCCGUGCGAAGUGGGACGGUGUGAUCUAUGCAAAAGGCUGUGUUACUGCUCUUGAAGAAUGGCUUCCGCGCAACAUCUACAUCGUAGCAGGAGUGUUCAUAGUCAUCUCACUGUUACAGAUGGUGGGGAUUUUUCUGGCUCGGAAUCUGAUCAGUGACAUUGAAAAAGUAAGAUUUAAUUACUAACCCAUGAAGACCAAGAGAUGACGAGAGAAUACAAACUCAUUGACUCGAUUCAUUCAUUUCCCUCAGUUUCUUUCUAUCUGUGUGUGUGUGUGUGUGUGUAAAGGAGAGACAGCUUGUAUGUUCUGGUGUGUGUUGAAUGUGGAUUCGUCUCUGCAGUGCCUUUGAAGCAGUGUGUGUAACACUCGCAGUGUAACGACUGUAACUGUACUUUCACUCUCAGGUCUUAAAUCUGCUUUGUAAUAAUUAGAGUUUAAAGUUUUUGCGAUGUUGUAGAAAAAUGUGAAAACAUUUGAUCAGUGCGUAAAGCUUCUAACAGGGACCCUUCAGACGGAAGCGAUUAUUAGAUUGUGUGUGUGUGUGUGUGUGUGUGUGUGUGUGUGUGUGUGUGUGUGUGUGUAAGGUUUUCCUCCCUGAGCACUUUAUUAGGAACACUGGGCUGGCUCGUCCUUUGCUCUGUGAACAGCCUCGGUUCUUCAUGGCGUGGGUUCUUCGAUCACGUCACACAGUUCCUGCAGGUGUUUCACGGUCACGCUGAGAGUCUUGUGUUCUCUCGCGUUCCAAAGAUCUAAAGAGCACGGACUGAGGUGCCAUGAGGCGAUGAACACACUCACACUGUGCCCGCGCCCAGACAGACGAGAGAAAGACGGAGAGAGACAGAGGCAUUAAAGCCCUUCUAAGCCCAGCAACCCCGCUACAGUCAGUCGCUAAAAUCACACUUUCCCUUAUUCUGGUGUUUGAUGUGAACAUUGCCCCGCCCUGUUGACCCAAACCUGCAGGAGUUUAGUUUUUUCAAAUGUUGCCUCGGUGCCCUUCAGCUCAUUACAUGCGUUCCUUAUAAAGUGCUCAGGUCGGUGUGUGUGUGUGAAUAUAACAAUAACCAACAGGACAUUUUAUUCAGUUUCUUGCUUAAACUUGUGUUUUCUUGAAAUUUGAUUCUGAAAAGUGUUUGUGUGUGUUUGUGUAAGAGAGCAUGUGAAUUACAGAUCAUUGUAAAGCGUUUGUGUUGUGGUCCGAGUCCCAGGGUCUCUCCCUACUGUUCCUUAUUUCUGCCAGUUGCCUUUUAUAGAAACAUUACACAGAAUUAUUAAGCCUAAUAUUUUCUUUCAAAAUAUUUUAAAAUGUACUGCACUGUUUAAACUCUGUGCCAUUAUAAAAUGUUUAUCAUAGUGUUACCUAACGAAUGUUUAAUUUCUAACUUGCUUCACUGUUUAUUUCUUACUGCUGUUUGAAAUGUAUACUUCUGAGGGUAUUUUUAAAGCGACUUUUGGACUGAAAUAUUAUAUUUUAUAUGUGAAUAAAAGCUGCAGUUUUGCUGA
This is a messenger RNA of Clarias gariepinus (North African catfish), 2264 nucleotides long. RefSeq names its product tetraspanin 14 (gene tspan14). Lineage: Eukaryota; Metazoa; Chordata; Actinopteri; Siluriformes; Clariidae. Bases 142 to 948 code for a protein of 268 amino acids. The record is from RefSeq and is a predicted model, not a curated record. Gene Ontology annotation, biological process: protein maturation; regulation of vascular endothelial growth factor signaling pathway; protein localization to plasma membrane. Gene Ontology annotation, cellular component: membrane. The transcript is spliced from 9 exons.